Molecule: messenger RNA, 3615 nt
Organism: Aplysia californica (California sea hare)
Lineage: Eukaryota; Metazoa; Mollusca; Gastropoda; Aplysiida; Aplysiidae
Product: myb-like protein AA
Biological process (GO): regulation of DNA-templated transcription
Molecular function (GO): DNA binding; DNA-binding transcription factor activity, RNA polymerase II-specific
Source: RefSeq, a predicted model, not a curated record
AUGCCGUUUGGCAUCGGUUCCGCAAGUUACAUGGCAGAUGACGCGCCAACACAGCCCAGCUCAUCUGCUCCAACUGGAAGCUCUAGCAACGCCUCCGGUAGUCGCCGACUGCGCACGGCCUACACCAACACGCAGCUUCUAGAGCUGGAGAAAGAGUUCCACUUCAACAAGUAUCUCUGUCGGCCGCGCCGGAUCGAAAUCGCCGCUUCCCUUGACUUGACCGAACGGCAGGUCAAAGUUUGGUUUCAGAACCGCAGAAUGAAAUACAAACGGCAGUCCCACGGAGGAAGAGGCUCCAAAAAUGGGAUGAAAACGAGUAGCGACAAGGAUGAGAUGGAUUUGGACGAGAUCAGCAACGCUGGUGAAGACAUCAAGUCGUUGUCAGGGGAGACGGUGAAGAUGGAGGAGGAUGUCGAGGAUGUGAUGGCUUCCGAAACGGAUGCUGACGGUAAUGCGGUUACCCUUUCUAGUAAACCAGUCACAGCCUGUGAUAAUGGAGGCGAUGAAGUGAUUAAAAAUGAGAACGGAAUGCGAAAACUGAACGAAGAGGAUGAGAGAAGGAUCGAGAGCGUCGUGGACAAUUUCCUAGAAAUGAAAUCUCCCAUACUGGCCACAGAAAAGCCAGCUGUUUCUCCAAACCCCCGAAAGAGGAAAUACAAUAAAGGAGGUCAAAGUAACGUAAAUAAGAACAACAAUAACAAUAGUGAUAGUUUUAGUGAUGUUAUGAAGCAUAAAGAUAAACUGGGUUCAGGGAAAGGAGGUCACAAAAACCUGGGAUCCGAUCAGACUAAGGCAGGACGAGAAGAGCUAAACGUCAGCACGGACACUGGUCAAGCGUCUAGCGGGAGUCCCCAGCCCUCCGCCCUUAGCAACGCGUCCUCUCACGACUCUGGGCUCUGCUCUCCGGACAGUUUACAUAGCAACACCAGCCCCACCCCUGGCCACCACAGCUCCGGGCUUAACUCUCUCCUGGCGCCAUUUUCUGCCCCCGGUGGGCAAGAACCUAGUCUGAGACACAAUAAGAGUGGCAAAUCUGGUACGACGAACUCUCAUGAGUACAGAGGCCAAGGGAGACAUCAGGACAAUCCGCAUAAUAUGAACUUUCAAAUCCCACAAAGUGCUCACUCCUCCAUUUACUCUCAUCAGCAUAUCAUGCAUCAGCAGCCACUGGCGGCGACACAGCAGCAGACGUGUGAUCUCCAAGCUCUCGACAGAUUCUAUUCGCAGCACCCGGACCUGGCACAAAGCGUGAGAACGGACUGUCACGUUACUUCUGCUCUAUCGUCCGGAGAAGUGACGAGCGUGAAAUACGACGGCCGGAAGUCAAUAACGGCCUCCUCCCCAUCGCCCCUCCCCUCGACAUCUUUAUCCUUCUGUCCCACACCCUCCCCUCAUUUCCCUGCCAACCUUCCUUCACAGUCCUCGUCCCCCUUUGGCCCCGUGACAGGCGACUUCCGCUCUUCGUCGCAUUGCAAGAUGGCGGCGACCAACUCGCCCUACGCAACUUCCGGUUCUCACGACACUCAGACUUAUCGCGGUCUCGGAAACGAGAUUCACCAGGACAUCGCGAACACUCUGAUACCGGGCCACGCGCAGCAGAGUUCCGAGGGACAUUUUUACUAUGAUUCUACGGACAAUGGUUACCCGGGCCUUGUCUACCCUGGCGCAAUGAGCCAAGCGAUGUCAGGCGCGCACGCGACUACCGCCAGUAACAACGGCGCUUUGAGUGGGAGCAGGCUGGAUCGAGGCCAUGGUUUAUACGCUCACUCUGUCUCCCUCGCCACGGCGGGCAACACGGACAAUGGCGGGGAAAGUGAUCGAAACCUAGCGGCAACAGCGGCGGCCGCGCAGCAGCAGCAGCAGCAGCAGCAUCAUUACCUCGCCAACAACAACUACAAUGACGCGAUUUUGUUUUGUGACAAUGACGAUUUCAAUAACAAUACUAGUGCUGUCGCUGCUGUAACUUCUGGCAGCAAUAGUAGUGGUGGUGGUACUCGCGCUGGGGUUGUUGUAGGGGUGAAUUCCCAGUCGCAACAGUCACAGCAGCAGCAGCAGCAGCAGCAACACGCUUACGCGUUUACAACGUCGUGUUAUGGAGGCAAGUGCGACCCACAGCAGGGGCGGGCCGGGGAGGUGGCCAGUUCGCUAAGUCAUAUGAAUGGCCCAGAGUGUAGCCCCAGUGGCCCGACCUCAACCUUUCCAGCCCCUCUGCGAGACACAAUGAUCACAGGACACACUCGACAGCUACAACAUCAACAACCACAUCACCAUCAACACCAUUCUCAACAACAGCAACACCUACUACACCAUCAGCCAAACUCACAACAACAGCAACAAUGUUUAACUCCUACCAUAAGUAACAACAACAACAACAACAACAACAACAACAACGUUUUAUCCGGCGCUAAUGGAGUCCCUCGUUUCCAUAGCGACAGAGACGCGACAACGUCAGGCCCGAUGAAAAAUGACGAUUUAACACACCCGUUUGAAUACAGCGCCGCCGGAACAUUGGACACUCGAUCCUCAUCAUCCGUCACCCCCUCCACCUCCUCCUCUUCCCCCUCCUCCUCCUCACAGCAACAACACCAACAGCAUUUAUCUCAUUCAUCCUCCUCCUCCUCCGCGUCGACUGACAGCAACAGCGAGCCCCGCGUCUCGAGCGACUCGUGUGAACAAAAGACUCCCGCGACACCCACCCCAGCCUCCGUCGCUUCCGCCCCUGCUGCUGCCACCCGCCCGUUGCCUGGCGGCGGCGACUCCUCGCUCUCGAGCACUCUACAACAACAGCAGCAGCAACAACAACAGCCGUCGGCGAUGGCGGGUCAACAUCAGUCCAUGGUCCAUUCAUCCCAGGCCGGGAACAACAGCCUGGUCAAUUCACGACAGGCGGCCGAGAUGACAAGGAUGACAGCCCCACUACGGAUGGACGAACAAAACAUCCCCGGGAUGGACAGACAAACUCUGUCGAGAAUUGACAGACAGAAUGAGUCGGGGAUGGACAGACAAAACCAGGAGCAGAUGACAUCACUGCAUGCUCACAACGCUUACUUGAACAACUCCGCCUCAUUCUACCCCCACCACCAACACCCCCACCUCCAACAACAAUACAAUGGUAGCGGUGCCGUUGCUACCAGCAGCAGUGGUACCGGAGGUGGCGGGGCUGUGUACUACAACGGGCCGACAACCCCAUCAAAAGAAGAGUUCGAGCGAGGCUAUAGCGUCUACAAUACCGGGCCCAGUCCAUUCAUCGCCUGCAAAAACCCCACAACGAGACUGACCCCGCCGUACGUCCAAGUGGACAACUUCGCCUGCCAACUCGACACCCCAAGCAGAAAUGAAAACCACGGAAUGCAGCGCGAGACGGGCCCCCAACCACACCAACAGAGAAUGGCGCCCGGCUCCAACAACGCUUACAACCUCCUGGCGGGGGGUCUGGCCCGCGGGGUUCACGGGGGCGCUGACCUCACCAUGACCAAUCACGGAGCCAUGCAGGGCUAUGGUCAGUACUACGGAGGAGGCUAUGGUACUGCUCCUACAGCAAGGGGUUACUCCUUCAAUCCGGACAUGUAUCCACAUCAGUCGCACCAGCUACAUCCUCAUCAUCCUCAUCAUCAU